AGGGCAGCGCGGACCCUCGCUCCCGGCCGGGUCGCGGAGGCGAGCAGGGAGCCGCGGGCAGCCGCUCGUGCAGACAAGAUGGGGAACCGGGAGAUGGAGGAGCUGAUCCCGCUGGUGAACCGGCUGCAGGACGCCUUCUCGGCGCUGGGACAGAGCUGCCUGCUGGAGCUGCCGCAGAUCGCCGUGGUGGGCGGCCAGAGCGCCGGCAAGAGCUCGGUGCUCGAGAACUUCGUGGGCAGGGACUUUCUUCCCCGAGGAUCAGGCAUCGUAACAAGACGACCUCUCGUGCUGCAGCUUGUUACUUCUAAAGCAGAAUAUGGUGAAUUUCUGCAUUGCAAAGGAAAAAAGUUUACAGAUUUUGAUGAAGUUCGCCAUGAGAUUGAAGCAGAAACAGAUCGUGUGACUGGGAUGAAUAAAGGCAUCUCCCCCAUACCCAUUAAUUUACGAGUUUAUUCCCCACAUGUGUUAAAUCUAACCCUGAUCGACCUACCUGGAAUAACUAAAGUACCUGUGGGAGAUCAGCCACCAGAUAUUGAGUAUCAGAUCAGAGAUAUGAUUAUGCAGUUCAUCACAAGGGAGAACUGUCUGAUUUUGGCUGUCACCCCAGCCAAUACUGAUCUUGCAAACUCAGAUGCACUGAAGCUAGCUAAAGAAGUUGAUCCUCAAGGUCUGAGAACCAUUGGAGUCAUCACCAAGUUGGAUCUUAUGGAUGAAGGAACAGAUGCCAGGGAUGUUCUAGAGAACAAGCUGCUGCCUCUUCGCAGGGGUUACGUGGGGGUGGUAAACAGAAGCCAGAAGGACAUAGACGGGAAGAAGGACAUCAAAGCGGCCAUGCUGGCAGAGAGGAAGUUUUUCCUUUCCCACCCGGCUUACAGACAUAUUGCUGAUCGAAUGGGGACCCCACACCUGCAGAAGGUCCUAAAUCAGCAACUUACCAACCACAUUCGAGAUACCCUGCCAAACUUCAGGAACAAACUCCAGGGACAGUUGCUCUCCAUAGAACAUGAAGUAGAAGCCUAUAAAAACUUCAAACCUGAAGACCCCACCAGGAAGACCAAAGCAUUACUGCAGAUGGUUCAGCAAUUUGCUGUGGACUUUGAGAAAAGAAUUGAAGGGUCAGGGGAUCAAGUAGAUACUCUGGAGCUCUCAGGUGGUGCUAAAAUCAAUCGUAUUUUCCAUGAACGCUUUCCUUUUGAGAUAGUAAAGAUGGAGUUCAAUGAGAAAGAAUUGAGAAGAGAAAUAAGCUAUGCAAUCAAAAACAUACAUGGUAUCAGGACAGGGUUGUUUACUCCAGACAUGGCAUUUGAAGCAAUAGUCAAGAAACAGAUUGUAAAACUGAAAGGGCCUUCCUUGAAGAGUGUAGAUCUAGUAAUGCAAGAAUUAAUCAACACUGUCAAGAAGUGCACCAAAAAACUGGCAAACUUCCCCAGACUCUGUGAGGAAACAGAAAGGAUUGUUGCUAACCACAUUCGUGAACGGGAAGGAAAGACAAAGGACCAGGUACUGCUAUUGAUUGACAUUCAAGUUUCCUACAUCAACACCAACCAUGAAGACUUCAUUGGUUUUGCAAAUGCUCAACAGAGGAGCAGUCAGGUUCACAAGAAAACCACAAUUGGAAAUCAGGGAACCAAUCUUCCGCCUUCAAGGCAAAUUGUGAUUCGCAAGGGAUGGCUCACCAUAAGCAACAUUGGCAUCAUGAAAGGAGGCUCCAAGGGAUACUGGUUCGUCCUUACGGCCGAAAGCUUGUCCUGGUAUAAAGACGACGAGGAAAAAGAAAAGAAGUACAUGCUUCCCUUGGACAACCUGAAAGUCCGGGAUGUGGAAAAAAGCUUUAUGUCUAGCAAACACAUCUUUGCACUCUUUAACACAGAGCAAAGGAAUGUAUACAAAGACUACCGCUUCCUUGAGCUGGCAUGUGAUUCGCAGGAGGACGUAGACAGCUGGAAGGCAUCGCUGCUGAGAGCUGGGGUCUAUCCUGAUAAAUCUUUAACUGAAAAUGAUGAGAAUGGCCAAGCAGAAAAUUUUUCUAUGGACCCACAAUUGGAGAGGCAAGUGGAGACCAUUCGCAACCUUGUAGACUCCUACAUGUCUAUUAUCAACAAAUGUAUCCGAGAUCUAAUUCCAAAAACGAUAAUGCACCUUAUGAUCAAUAAUGUUAAAGAUUUCAUCAAUUCCGAGCUCCUAGCACAGUUAUACUCUUCCGAGGACCAAAAUACUCUGAUGGAGGAAUCCGCAGAGCAGGCUCAGCGCCGAGAUGAGAUGCUCCGAAUGUACCAGGCCCUCAAAGAAGCCCUGGUGAUCAUCGGUGACAUCAACACGGCUACGGUGUCCACCCCCGCCCCGCCUCCCGUGGACGACUCUUGGAUACAGCACUCUCGCAGGUCUCCUCCUCCAAGUCCCACAGCCCAGAGGCGGCCGACGCUGAGCACGCCCCUGCCAAGGCCCACGUCCGGCCGAGGCCCCGCUCCCGCCAUUCCUUCCCCGGGCCCUCACUCGGGGGCUCCCCCUGUCCCGUUCCGUCUGGGGCCGCUGCCCCCUUUCCCCAACAGCAGCGACUCCCUGGGAGCCCCUCCGCAAGUUCCGUCGCGGCCCACGCGGGCCCCACCCAGCGUUCCCAGCCGGAGACCACCCCCAUCACCAACUCGUCCCACUAUAAUCCGUCCACUAGAAUCCUCCCUGUUAGACUAAACGAAGUAUCUGGCAUGGCAAUUAAAUCACUAAUGAAUUAUGUGAAAGCAACAUAUUUGAUAACCGUUGCGGUAAACCGUUGAGUAGUCGCAUGUGUGGACAUCAGUAGGCAAGUAACCCGUUUUACUAAUGCAUUCAUUAUUCAUCACCGUGGCUCACAGUGUCAAAUCUUUGAGGUUUGACUCUUGAAAACUGCAGACUCUUAGAGGCAUUCUAUGUUGUAUUGACCAAGGUAGGUUUGUAUAGCAUCCCUAUACUUUUGGUACCAUUUGCCUACCCUGGCAUAUAUUCGAAACUGCUUUGGAUACAUUUUCCAGGUUAUUUACAUGGUAGUUCAUUAAAUAAAAUUCUUAACUGAUAUGAGAUGGUGAGUGUAAGACCUAAGCCAUACAUGCAUAUUUAUUUCCCACAUUCUGUGUAGAAUGGCAGAAAUUCUGUUGUCUGACUUAAAUUCUGCCACCUACUCCGUUAUUACCUAUUUAACUCCUCUUUCCUUACACUUUCUUUCAUAAAACUACUAGGAAGAGAUUUUUUUUUGGGGGGGGUGGGGUUUAGAAGCACAAGGUAGUUGGCAAAGGAAAAGUCUGCAUUGUUUGCUCUAGAGAGCUUCUGCUCAUGCCAGUGUGUUUUGCUUCAUGCUAGAAGCAUAUACAGCAGUCAUCAAAGCUUAAUGUUCAGUAAUCAGUAGAUUUGGCUAAUGAGUUUCCGAGUUCAAGAAAGAAGCAAAAAAAUCCCAUGUCUACAAAAACUGUCUGGAAAAAUAGAAUCUGUUUACUCUCUUAAAUUCAUCUCUUGGUAGGUUGUAGUGAUGGCCCUGAUAGAAAAUAUUUAAUUUUUCCAGUUGAUCUGCUUUUUUGACAUGACUAAAAAUACUUUGAUACAAACUCCAGUUUAGUAGUAGUAGUACAAUAUUGUCAUUAUUUUGGUUGAAGCAAAAAAAAAAAAUCAUUCCUUGCUACUUUGUAAUUCCCUUAUAUUCUUUACAUAUAAAUAAUUUUUUAAGAAUACAUUUUAACCAGUUUCUAACAUUCUAGCCAUUCUUAAUACAUCUUGAGGCUUACUACAAGAUAAUCACAUUUAAAGAAUUAUACCUGCAUUGGAAAGAAAAAUCAGGAAGUGAUGCCUUGGUGUAGGAGCACAGCUCACACCUUUGUUUGCAGUUGUACUGCUUCAGCGUCCCUAGCAAGAACACUCCAGAAAAUGGCAUUGGAACACUGAGAUCCUAAGCAAAUUUUUAAUUUCUAAUAUUUCUAAAAUUUAUAAGAGCAGUUUAACCUAGGGGUUAAUAGUUCAUUCUUGAAACUAAGUUUUGAACUACCUAGGACCAGAUGAUUAACAUGUAGGAAACAGCCAGAAGCCAAUUGGAAUUUUGUCUGCUAACUGUUCCCAGACAGCAGAGCAAGUAUUCACUGAAUAGUGGCGUCCCAUGACACUAUUUCAUAUUGUACAGAAGUAAAUCAGGUAUUACCAACUGAAAUGUCUCCCUUUAAAGGCAGCAAAUAUGAUUUGUAUGUUAACUUUAAUUUCCUGUGUCAUUUAUACUCAAAGUAGACACCCAUAAAGUAUGAAACUUUUAACCUUAUUAAAAAGAGAACUUGCCAAGUUGAAUGGAACUGUAUUGAACUUACUCUUACAGGCUUAUAAGCUAGCCCACUACUAAUUGGUAAACUUUGGAGAAUACAAGAUUUACGAAAAGGGCAUUUCAACUUUUUAAGUUACAAGUGAUUGUAGAAAAAAUAUCACCACUCUAAGUCCUUUCAAAUCUUAUUUCUCUGGGAGGAGGGGUGGAAUACACACACACACACACACACAGAGUGAAUGGGACCAGUGUGCAAGAUACAUAGUAUAUUUUCAAAACAGUGCCUCAGCUAAAUGUAAAAAUAUUAAGUAAACAGCCCUAGUGAAACAAGUAAUCUGCAGUAAGGUCUUUUCAUAAAAUUCCCUGUUCUUAGGAUUCCCUUUGCUUCUUCCUUUGAAUGCUCUAAAAGAGGCAGCUAACAGAUUAUAUACUUCAUGGUUUGGCUUUGUGCUAAAUGUGGUUUUGCAUUUUGCUGUAUUUCAAAAAUUUCCUUCUGUUAAAGGAAAAUAUUGUGGAUAACCACUGAUGUGUUCUUGGAUCAGCACAAACCGUGUCAAAGAAAAUUGGGGAUUUUUUUCCAAGUUUCCUUCCACUGAUCUUAGGCAGCCAUAAACAAUGGCAUUUGUCAUCUUUGGCUUUUGCUUUUAGAUUAUAGUCACACAGUUGUGCUGUUCCAAUUGUCUCCCUUUGUGGGUAUGUUUUUGGUCUCUUUCACUCCUAACUUAUGUCUGAUAGAACCCAGCCACCCCUAGAAUUUCAUCAGUCAUUUGGAGAAUAUUUUCAGUUUGCUUCAGUACUAUGUUGCAAGGGUUUGCAUCCUGCUAAAGGGAGAUGUCAAUGUGAAUGAAGUCUGAAGCUCUGGGAUGUGCAUACUUUGAGGUGCAGUAUGCACUUCAGGCCUUAAGAUGGGAAUGUAGCAUAAUGAGCUCCAUACUAUUUCUGAUCUAUUGUGUAAUUUUCUCUUAACUGAUUGCUUUGAUGUUGUCAACACAAUGGAUGUAGCUCCAUCAUGUCUAGCAUAAUAAAGAAAAUUCAGUGUUUUUAGGACUUGGAAAAAUAAAUUGUAUAUUUGAUAGGUAAAUCUAGUUUUAUUUUCAGUUGCUAAAUCUUGCAUGCACAUUGACUAAUUGGAAUAAACAUUUACUCAACUGUGGACAGAUUAUUGAAAUAGUAUUGAAUUAGAACAAGUAUAAUGUAUUUCCAAAAAUCAUCUACCAAGGAUACUCUUCUGAAUAUCGCUUUUAGCUGUGUUUUACAACAUAGAAGAUCAGUAGGGUCUGUUUAUUAGCAAGUUUGCUCUUUGUUCAAAUGCGAACUUACUUGACUCCAAAACAUAAUUAAACCAGUUCCUGUGAUAUAACUGUAAGCCUUCUGAACUUAGAAUUAAAAGGUAGUCACGUAGAUUCCUUUUGUGACUUUUUAGUAUAGCCUGCAGCCAUAAUUCUCAAAUACAAAAUGGGACCUAAUACCAGUAUGUGAUAACUGUUGUUUUCUGUGUACAAACACAUUUUCUAUGCAUGUGCCUCUAUGUAUACAGAAUAUACAUAGUAAAUUUGUUUCUAUGAGUACAUGUAUUUUGUGUCCCUUUGAAUUGGUAGGCUUAAAAACACUUGUCAAAAUCCCACAAGCAUGAGUGUUACUUAUGUGCAUUGUAUAUAGAUGUAUAUGUAUGGUGUAAAUAUCUGUAUACAUGUGCUUAGUAUGUGUGGGUAUGAAUAUAUUUUUCAGUUAUACCAACACAAGAGAUAGCUUUGGAGGAUCUGCAAUCAUAUGAGAUAACAGUGUUUGGUUUCUCAUAACAUCCAUGAAGUAUACAAAAUUUUCUAAUUCCAAAUUAGUCUUCACCUUGAGAGGUACAAAGCUCAAGAUCACCAUGUCAACAUGUAAAAUAAUGUCUAUAUCCACAGCACUGCUAUCUACAAAAUAAUUACGUUUAACAAUACAGUUUGGUAAGAAAUAUAAAAUCUGGAGACCUACCUUUAAGAUCUCUAAUUAGAAUUAUAAGUUCUCUUUGGAUUGCUGAGCUGAAUCUUAAAAAGCUAAGUUGAUCUACAAAGUCUUUCUCUUUAUGGUAAAUGUAAGAAAAUAAAAUACAGGAAUACAGUAACAUGUUAAAAGUAGUGGAUUUUUCUGAGUAAGUUUGCCAAAAAUGCAGGAGAGAAGUUAUUUGAGAACCUUGGAGGUAGGUUAUCUAUUUUCUCAUGUAAAUAUAUUCUUUUUUUUUUAAUUUGGCAAACAGUACAAUUAUCAUUAUACUGACAGGAAUCUCCUUAGAAUUAAGAAUAAAACCUAAAUAAUAGGUGUCUGACCCAUAGGACUCAACAAAAGAAGAUAAUGUAUGUGACUCAAGCCACAAGCUUUAUAUCAACUCACCUAGAUGACUCCCAGCUAUGAGAUUAGAGUUCAAAUGUAAAGGAAGUUAGAUGACCUUAGAGAAAACAUUGUUGGUUCGCCAGAUCACUCAAUCCUUUCUAAAAAGCUCAAGUAUGUCUUCUGGGAUAAUCUUAAGCCAUUCUGUCUAAUUAGUAUGUUUAAAAUUCUGUGGUGCUCUGUGAAACUAAGUAUGCUUUUGAGGUAUGUGUAAUAAGCAAGCUGUGUGUGUUUGUGUAUGUACAUAACACAUAUAUGUAAGAAUGUGUAUAUGUGUGAGAGCAAGAGGGGAAACUCAAGGAAGAGUAUCCCGUUUGUCCUAAGGCCUAGUCAUACUGGUAUAUGGGUGAAAUGUCUCACCUCUCUGGUAGAAGGUUUCACACAUGGUUCAGCUCAAGGCAUGAACUUCUACUUAAUCUUUAGCUUCGACAUACUUAAACUUUGCUCAUUAUGUAAUGUUUUUAAAAUUAUGACAAAAAUGACCCUGUUGUAUUUUCUGUAGCUGAUUUGUAAAAAUGUUUUCCCAGCCAGAAAUCUCAUCGUUAUUAACCUAAUUUGUGUUUUAUUUUGUAUGUACAGCCUUUGUUUUCCUUGCUUAUCUGUUUCUUUACUCUCCCUUUUCUGAAUCAAGUUCCUUUGCAUUUUUAUGAAGAAGGAGUAUACAAAAGCAAACGCUUGUCUUUCUCUGUUGAUAAUUAAUAUGAGCCAUUUUUCCACUGUCUUCUUGGCACUUUCAGGAUUUCUUAAUGCUGGUAUAUGGACUCUGUGAAUGGAAUUUUUGAAGAAAAAUUUCUAAGACUUGUAUCAUUCUUGAAGGUCACAUGUACCGAUUGUGAAAAUGUGAAGCUGUAUUUCUGAUCCUGAAAUAAAUUAUAACAUUUGAAGGGCCCUCUUUCCUCAUUCUGGUCUAUAAUACCUAGGGCUUCUAAAUAUUUAUACCUCUUUUGGUUGAAGUGAUCCAGAAUUACCAAAGUGGAGAACAUUUCAUUUAUGUCACUAAUUUGGGAAAGGAGAAGAUUUUUAAAGAGAGCAAAUUGGACAAAUCAAAGGCUGGAGAGUAGGAGACAUUUUAUUCCUGUUUAUAAGCCAUUGUGGGAGUGGACUCAAAAAUGAUAUAGCUCACAGUUCUGAAACAGCUGAAGGGUUCACUGUGACUCUUUCCAAAAAGCACCAUGGAUGGCACUUUGUGGUUAAAAAAGAGGGUGACCAUGAACAACCCUGGGAAGUGGGAGGGGCCAUGCUCUGCAGGAGGGCUAGCUCCAUAGGAGGAGUUCCUUAAAAAAUAGAAAUUCUGACCCAACAGUCAGCCUCCCUAAUCUGUUCCUUGGCCACAGUGGGAGAAUUUACCUCUUCCUGUUCUCCCAGCAGUAAGGGAACACUAGAAUGUUCAGUCCACUACAUAUAUCCUUGUCCUAAUUGAGGUUCUGGAGAACAGCUAAAGCCUCUCCAUUGUAACACUUUGGAUGAUAGGCAUGAAAGCAGCUUAGAGAUGAACAUGCCAGGAGUCUUAAUGAGUCUUGUAUGGGUCUCUGAAAAUGUUCUACCUUGCCUCCUGUCACCCACUCUUCAAAGAAGAGCUCCUUUAAAUUAAUUACAUUACCCAUAUGAGGUUAUUAUGAAGGAAGAGAUCCAGGUUGAUUUUAAAUUAAAGGUCAUCAAUGAAUUCAGAAGAAUAUCUAUCCUUAUUGCUUUUCUUUCCUCAUUUUCUCAAGCCUUCCAGCUCACCCUCAGCUCUGGGUUAUCAGAUUACCUAAAUAAUGUGCAAAGAAGGCAAGCAGAGAAUGUUUUAUGAGAUUCUAACAGAAAAAAAAAAUUUGUAAGGAAGACCUUGCCAGAGGAAUGUCACCAUAAAGCCAGAUUGCAGGAUUGAGGUAGAUCUCAGAGAAUGUGGUUAAUUCAUCAUUCUUAUUAACAACAGAGUCUUUUAUAUGUGACUAUAUAUACCUCUUUACCUUACUAUUUUGCCCAGAUACUUGUACUAUGAAGUUAUUUUUCAGAAAGCUUAAGAAAAUAUAACCUGAAAUUAUCUGGAUUAGAUAGACUUCCUUAUAAUUCAGGUAUGAUGAGUUUAAAAAUUGAUUAGCAACUCUGUGUGUUCCAGUUCAGCCCUCCAGCUUUCACAUUAGAGGCAGCCACAGCAGGAGAUACCUUUGUAGCCUCUAGGUGUAGAAAGCCCAAAUAUUUUCAGCAUUUGCCUUCAAGCACUCAGCACUAUGUAAGUAAUAGAAAAUCUGGAAAAGAAAUAAUAAAAACCCCAACUCCUGAUACCCAUGAUAGAACUAACUCUAACCCCGUAAAUGGUAUUAUCAUCAACAGGGCUUUUUUGUGCAAUGAGAGGGAAGUAAGAUACAAAAUAAAUGAAGAUGCAAAGAAAGGUGCUGAGGUGAUAAAUGUCACCCUGACGUCUGCAUCGAGCAUUCUAGCUGUCAGCGAAACACACUCCAACACAUAACGUUUCUGAUCUUGUUUCUGGGUUGGAACACCAGGCUAGCGCCAACAGGGAAGCGUUUUGGCAUAUGCUAACAGAGCAUGGCUUCAGCAGGGGUCUGGCUGUGGAGUGCAAUGGCUCACCUCCACCCCACUGAGGUCUUUAGAGAGUUCUAAAGCCCCUUCAGAACUCAGAAAUACUUUCUGUUGCCAGGCAGGUGAUAAAUCUCAUUGAGCCUGACAGAAAUUUAAUUACACUUUCUUCAUGAAAACACCAGGGAUACCCAUUACCUGGAUCUCCAAGGCUAACUCCUUGCAGACCCCCCGCAGUUGAAAGCUGAGGUACCAGUAACAAGUUCUUCAUCAUUUAAAUGGACAGGAGGCCUCCUUAGUGUAGUCAGCUUAUAUUGGGCCAAAGAAAAAUUGGUCUUGGACUUUGGAGAAGGUAAGAUCUUUUUUUCCUAACCACUGCUCAGAAAUAGCCCAGGCAGGUUGACUGUGUCAACAGCUCAUAGAAGAUGAAAAAGAAGUUUUUGUUUUUGUUUUUGUUUUUUAGACUUCAUUGCUCCACUCACUGAAGUGUCUUAAGAUGGAAGUGAGUAUGUUGUUGAACACUGCUGAGAGUAGCGUUCUGAAGGAACCUUACAGUUCUAUGGCUUGCCAUAGUGUUGAGUUCAUUAUUGGUUUGUUUAGACAGAGGAAACUGAAGUAUAGACUUCUGGUGCCAGCCCCUGGUGCA
Molecule: messenger RNA, 9803 nt
Organism: Lepus europaeus (European hare)
Lineage: Eukaryota; Metazoa; Chordata; Mammalia; Lagomorpha; Leporidae
Gene: DNM3
Product: dynamin 3
Exons: 21
Coding region: 79-2688 (869 amino acids)
Cellular component (GO): microtubule; cytoplasm; membrane
Molecular function (GO): GTP binding; GTPase activity; microtubule binding
Source: RefSeq, a predicted model, not a curated record